AUGCCUACCAGUAUACCCUCAACAGGUUCCUUCAAGAGGGAUGGCCCCUACACGGCGCCUUCCAAGGCCUGCCUUCUCUCUCCACUCCCGGAGGAUGAGGGGGCCACAGAUGUGCGUCACCCCUCUCUACACAGCGCACCCUCUCCUGGUCGCUCUCACCAUCGCAACCGCCCUUUUUCCCUCACAGUGACGCAGACCGUACGAACCACGACCCCAUCAACCUCUACCGUCAUCAGUACGCGGAAAACAACACCAACCACCUCUGCCUCCACCACGGCCAAGACCACUGUGUCCACAGAGUCCCGCCCAACCACCACGACUCCAACCACCUUGAGAAGUACAACGCUCACCCCAACCAGCACCUCGGAGGCUACCACCCCAGGCGUCAGGACCUCCCAAACCUCCACGCCGACAGCCGCUACCCCUGCCACUUCCUCCACCACCUCCACCACAACUGCCAAGCCAACCACUACGCCCACCACCGUGACGCUGACAACCACCGCCCCGCUCACGACCUCCACGCUGCACACAACCUUGGAGUCCACCACCUCGCACAUCACUACCCCCACCACCACCAAAAGCACCACUGCGACUGUGGUUAUCCCCACCACAACAUCUACUGAGUCUACCACAACUGCCAUGCCGACAGCUACGCCCACCACCAUGGCUGUGACCACCUCCACGACUGCAGUGACCUCAGCCUCUAAGACCAUCCUCACACACACCCGGACUACAACCACCACAAAAACCACGACUCAGACACCUUCUACAUCCACCCCUUCCACCAUCUAUAUCGCAACGGUUUCUUCCACAACACCAGGAAAGGGUUUGUUUUUUUAUCUCAUCAACCGAGAUAUUCGCACUGAUGGGACAUCUCUUUCUGGGACCAAGCUCAAAACCUGGAGAACAUGUAAUCAGAACCACUACUCUAAUCACUACUUCUUCCACUGUUUCCAAAACCACCACAGUCACAACAACUAUGCCUACACCAUCAACACCAUCAACUACACCUCCCACUGCCACUGUGACAACAACCCCUAUUUCUACCUCAGUAGUUGUUAUUCCGGUUAG
Messenger RNA from Alligator mississippiensis (American alligator), 1071 nucleotides. RefSeq lists its product as uncharacterized. NCBI's taxonomy places the organism in Eukaryota, Metazoa, Chordata, Crocodylia, Alligatoridae. Bases 1 to 1071 code for a protein of 356 amino acids. The transcript has 5 exons. The record is from RefSeq and is a predicted model, not a curated record.